CGGCGGUUGUGGUGACUGAGCGGAGCCCAGUGACAGGAUGGUGAGGGCGGCAGCUGCGGCGACAGAGGCCUGCCUCUCGUUGGUGUUGGUAUUAGGAGACCUGCACAUCCCACACCGGUGCAACAGUUUGCCAGCUAAAUUCAAAAAACUGCUGGUGCCAGGAAAGAUUCAGCACAUUCUCUGCACUGGAAACCUUUGUACCAAAGAGAGUUAUGACUAUCUCAAGACUCUGGCUGGUGAUGUUCAUAUUGUGAGAGGAGACUUCGAUGAGAAUCUGAAUUAUCCAGAACAGAAAGUCGUAACUGUUGGGCAGUUCAAAAUUGGUUUGAUCCAUGGACAUCAAGUUAUUCCAUGGGGAGAUAUGGCCAGCUUAGCCCUGUUGCAGAGGCAGUUUGAUGUGGAUAUUCUUAUUUCAGGACACACACAUAAAUUUGAAGCAUUUGAGCAUGAAAAUAAAUUCUACAUUAAUCCAGGUUCUGCCACUGGAGCAUAUAAUGCCUUGGAAACAAACAUUAUUCCUUCAUUUGUGUUGAUGGAUAUCCAGGCUUCUACAGUUGUCACUUAUGUGUAUCAGCUAAUUGGAGACGACGUGAAAGUAGAACGAAUUGAAUACAAAAAAUCUUAAAGCGAGGCGUGUCCUGAUGAUAUUUCUGUUGGGCUUUUUUUUUUUUUCCAUUCCCCUGUUCAACUCAAGUAAUUAAAUGUUUAAGAGCCACAAAAUUGUAUCACUUUUAUAAUAUUUUGCAGUAAAAUGUAAUCUCGUCUUCUGUUAAUACAAUGUUCUAAGCUUCUUGUAAACUAUAAGAUUAUAUUUAGUUUAAGUAUAUGAUUUCUAUGAAAAAACAUCCACCACACAGUAAAUGGUCACAUGUUAAGAAAAAUUUAUCCUUGUAAAUAUCUUCAUAGUUGAUAUUUGGAACUUUACUACCAAAGUAGUGCAUGAGGAGAAAGAAUCUAGAUUUUCUUGUAUACAUUCUUCUCUUCUCCAGUAAUAAACAGUUACCUUUCAUUUAUA
Molecule: messenger RNA, 1015 nt
Organism: Lagenorhynchus albirostris (white-beaked dolphin)
Lineage: Eukaryota; Metazoa; Chordata; Mammalia; Artiodactyla; Delphinidae
Gene: VPS29
Product: VPS29 retromer complex component
Exons: 4
Coding region: 38-625 (195 amino acids)
Biological process (GO): retrograde transport, endosome to Golgi; intracellular protein transport
Cellular component (GO): endosome; retromer complex
Source: RefSeq, a predicted model, not a curated record